Messenger RNA from Scedosporium apiospermum, 1995 nucleotides. RefSeq names its product Pkhd-type hydroxylase tpa1. Lineage: Eukaryota; Fungi; Ascomycota; Sordariomycetes; Microascales; Microascaceae. Gene Ontology annotation, biological process: regulation of translational termination; peptidyl-proline hydroxylation. Bases 1 to 1995 code for a protein of 664 amino acids. Gene Ontology annotation, molecular function: L-ascorbic acid binding; iron ion binding; peptidyl-proline dioxygenase activity. The record is from RefSeq and is a predicted model, not a curated record. The transcript has 2 exons. Gene Ontology annotation, cellular component: cytoplasm.
AUGAAGCGCAAGGCCGAUUCCUCCUCCGCCGGCGGCCGGCACCCCGUCAAGAGGCGGUCCAAGUCUAACCUCACCGCCGAGGAGGCAAAGCAGAGGUUCCGCAAGGGCCUCUUCGACAAGUCCGUCCUCGACCAAUACACCAAGCAAUACGCCACCUCCGGACCCUACAAGCAUGCCGUCAUCAACAAGCUCGUCGACGACUCCCUCCUCCGCAACGUCCGCGGCGAGAUCCGCGACAACGUCUCCUUCACCCCCAAGGAGACCGACAUCUACAAGAUCCACCAAUCCGGCGACCUCGCCAACCUCGACGGCCUCGACGACGAGGCCCUAGCCAAGCUGCCCUCCCUCCUCGCCCUCCGCGAUGCCAUCUACUCCGAGACCUUCCGCAAUUACGUCUCCCACAUCACGGGAUGCGGGCCCCUGAGCGGACGUAAGACCGACAUGGCCAUCAACGUUUACACGCCGGGCUGCUUCCUCCUCUGCCACGACGACGUCAUUGGUAGUCGCAAGGUCAGCUAUAUUCUCUACCUGACCGACCCGGAUAAGCCGUGGAAGCCCGAAUGGGGCGGCGCGCUCCGUCUGUUCCCUAUGAAGGAGACGAAGGGCGCCGACGGCCAAGUCGCCAAGACUACCCUCCCCGACGUCACCAAGAUCAUCCCUCCCGCGUGGAACCAGCUCAGCUUCUUCGCCGUCCAGCCCGGCGAGAGCUUCCACGACGUCGAGGAAGUCUACCACGCCGAGACGAAGAAGCAGCUCGAGGCCGACGGCGGCCGCAUCCGCAUGGCCAUCAGCGGCUGGUUCCACAUCCCCCAGAUCGGCGAGGACGGCUACGUCGAGGGCGCCGAGGAAGAACAGGUCAAGAACAGCGGCCUGAUGCAGCUCCAGGGCAACCCGGACCAGUACGAUCGCCCGCUGCCCCAGCCCGUCUCCGUCUCGGCGGCGGAGAAGGCCCGCGGAGCUUCGGCGGCGGCGGAUUUCGAUGAGGCGGAUUUGGAGUUCUUGCUCAAGUAUAUCUCGCCGACGUAUCUUACGCCCGAUACGCUGGAGCAGAUUGCCGAGCACUUUGAUGAGAUGUCGAGUAUUACGCUGCCGAGCAUUCUUGGGCAGAAGUUUAGCGCUCGUCUACGGGAGUACGUCGAGGCGCAGGAGAAGCUGGCGCUGCCUGAGGAUAGCGCCGUGAUUGAGAAGAAGACGCCGUGGAAGGUCGCCCGCCCGCCGCAUAAGCACAGGUACCUCUACCAGCAGCCCACGGGACCCGACGAGCUCAGGACGUCCCAGGAGGAGUCGCCCAUUACGGAGCUUCUCGACGUUUUCCUCCCUAGCCGUCAGUUCCGCCAGUGGCUCCAGCUCGCUACGAAUUGCACGAUCGAGGACCAUGACCUCAUCGCGCGGCGCUUCAGGCGCGGCCUGGACUAUACCCUGGCGACCGGCCACGAAGGCAAGCCCCGUCUCGAACUAAACCUUGGAUUUACACCCACACCCGGUUGGGGCGCCGAUGAAGAUGAAGAUGAAGACGAAGAGGAAGAAGAAGAAGAAGCCCCCUCCAGCGCCAAGAAAUCCAAUGGCUCAAGCUCCAAAUCCAACGGUGCCUCAUCUAAAUCCAAAUCCAAGGGCAAAGGUAAAGAAGCCGCCAAACCCACCCCCGCGGCAACCGCGGACGAAGACGUCGGCGGCCACGAGGUCUACAUGGCCGGCGACGACGACCGCGACCAAGACGCCGCCAUCUACAAGACGGCGGGCGAGAACGAUGAGGACGACGACAACAUCCUCUUCUUCCAGCCCGCGGCGUGGAAUACGCUUACCAUUGUGCUGAGGGAUAGCGGCGCGCUAAAGUUCGUCAAGUAUGUGAGCCGUUCAGCCAAGGGCGAUCGGUGGGAUGUUUCGGGGACGUAUGAGGUUGAGGAGCAGGAUGGGGAGGGGAAGAGUGGGGAGGAGGAGAGUAGUGAGGAGGAGUUUAAUGGGUUUUCAGACUCUCAUGAUAGUGAUUCGGAUUGA